AUGCGCAUCAAUCAGUCUGUGGCCCUCUACGCUAUCAUCGUCGGCACGUCUCCGUCCAUAUGUGCCCAGAAUUACGAACGGCGGACGGUAAACCCCGACCAUGAUGCGGCAAAGGUCAAUGCCCAUCGGAUAUUCAACGCCAUCCACUCAGCAGGGAGGCAAUGGGGCUCUUCAAUCAACCACAACGGCCUGAGCUUCUUUCCAGCGGUGGUGCCCCGGGGAACGCUCAUGUACCACGGCUCCGAAGCCAACACCACUCCGCCUGGCUUCGAGUGGCUUGCCUUUGAGGUUGAGCACGCAGAGGCAUUUGCCUUGUAUCUGGGUCUGCGUGGAAAGGAGCAGAGCCAGGAUUCCUCGGAAAAUGUGCUGCAGAAGCCGAUCAGCGCCACGCGCGCAAGGCCAAAAUCGCCCUCGAACAUACGCGGCUACUUUCACACCUACAGAGCAAACAGAGACGUGAAUCUGGUCUACGUCGAUGGAAUGAGCGCCGGCAAGACCCGCAUGGGCACGCUCGACUCCCAAGACCUUGUCCUGCGUGAGAACAAGACGGGCGAUGUUUGGGACGGCUUCAUGGACGAACUACAGCGUGCCCGCAGCAUUUGUGACCUGAUCAAGGAGUGGGGUUACGAUGGCUUCAUGCGCAUGGAGAUUGGAUUCGAGGUGGUGUAUUGCGACUUUGACGCCGGCCUCGACCUCGUCUCGAUCAAGCGCACUGUCCUGCGCAAGGACAAGAAGGAGGAAGAAUUGAUGAACCCUUUUGAAUGGGCGCGGGCUGUAACAGAGCGAUACGAUGGUGUAGGAGGCGACCGGAUUCGAAUCGAUUUCUCUUCCAUGGUGUCGGCCUUUUGGUUCCCCGUCAACAUUUCCAACCCUGAUCCGGCACGACCAGACCUCCCUCGACUCGCGGCGGCCAGCCCUGACGAGUGGACGGACAUCAAGGCUCAUGUGCGCAAGGUCUUUGUCGAGCCGAGACGGUAUACCGUCAACUGGCAGGCUGUCGUGGAUAUGAUUGUAACCCGAUUCUCCAACCGCUUCUCACUCAUGGUGUCGCAGGACUUGGCGCCUUCGCGGUUCGUCAACGAGCUCAAUGUCGCCUCUUUAACCUACUUCGAUGCACCUCCGCUGCCGGACGACGCCCCAGUGAUCGAGCAAGACAUUCGAAAUCGCACUCUCGAGGCCAUCGAGGCGUGCACGGAACACUACCUCUUGCCGACAUAUCUAGACCGUGGCGAGUGGAGCCUCGAAGACAAUCUCAUUCAUACGGCACUCAAGACGGUCAUGUCCCGUAUAUGCCGAGGGUUAUAUGCUAUGCGCGCGGCUAUAGGCGAAGAGGCUCUGAACUCGAAGUUGUCGGCAGCAACUACCGACCCUGAGGAUCUAGAACGAGCUGUGGAGAAAUGCCGCAGAAUUCUCGUAGACCUGCGCAGCGAUCUUGCCUGGACGACAUGGAAGAGACUGCAGGUGUGCCCGGCGGACGAGAUUCUGCUCAUGGUAAUGUGGCCGCUAGGGAGUUCUGAGGACUACUGGAGUCCUGGUUGCCGCUCUGUCGGCGAUGUCACGCUGGGACGACGAGACUACUGGUGGCCCGAUCACGAGGGCCACGCACGAUGA
Messenger RNA from Purpureocillium takamizusanense, 1611 nucleotides. RefSeq lists its product as uncharacterized. NCBI's taxonomy places the organism in Eukaryota, Fungi, Ascomycota, Sordariomycetes, Hypocreales, Ophiocordycipitaceae. The coding region runs from base 1 to 1611 and encodes 536 amino acids. The record is from RefSeq and is a predicted model, not a curated record. The transcript has a single exon.